Messenger RNA from Rhinocladiella mackenziei CBS 650.93, 315 nucleotides. RefSeq lists its product as uncharacterized. NCBI's taxonomy places the organism in Eukaryota, Fungi, Ascomycota, Eurotiomycetes, Chaetothyriales, Herpotrichiellaceae. The transcript is spliced from 2 exons. Bases 1 to 315 code for a protein of 104 amino acids. The record is from RefSeq and is a predicted model, not a curated record.
AUGGUGGCUAACUGGGAAAGGUACGUCCAUAUCCAGGCAGAUGAAUUGGUCGAAAUGAUUAGAAGGAUCUUGGAAGAGACCAAAGAGGAGGCCCUGGAGGCCACGUACUUUGAGUGCUUCUGCAAGCCCAGUCUCCGUCCUGCAAUCAUAUGUGCCGCUCCCUUGGUCAUUCACACAUUCUCUGCUGCCUCCUUCGUGUCCUCUUACAGCAAAUACUACCAACAACCGCCGGCUACAACACCACAACCCGCUUUCAGCUCUUCGGCGGUCCACAAAUUCUCUCCAUGUUUGGAAACGUUUGUCCCUGGUUCUUGA